UUCGCGGGCCAGCAGUCAUCAAGAGCAGAGGACACCCAGAAGCUAACGGACACCAUGCCGGGACACCAAGUGCCACAGCGCGUCGCGGCCAACUCCACCAAGGCUCCAGAGGUCUUCCAGGCAGGCAACCUGCGACCUAUAAUCACUGAAUAUGAUUCCAAGAAGAGAGGCUGUCGAACAGAACUUGCAGACCUUGUUCUUAACAAAUAUAAAUGUGAUAAAAAUGAUGUUCCCAUCACUGUUGCUGCUGGAUCAACUACUCCACUUGUUGAAAAGCCUGCCAAUGAUGAGGAGCUCGGUUAUAACCCCUUUGAACAUCGUGACCAUCCACAUCCCACCACUGACUGUGAGACACUAAUACAUUUGCUAAAGGGAAGUCUUGGAUCAGGAAUCUUGGCAAUGCCUCUGGCAUUCUACAAUUCUGGUCUCCUGUUUGGCCUUGUUGCAAUUUUCAUUGUUGGUUUUGUCUGCACAUACUGUGUACACAUACUGGUGAAAUGCGCACAUAUCCUAUGUCGUAGAUCCAAAGUUCCUACGCUUGGCUUUUCUGAAGUAGCUGAAGCAGCAUUUUUGACAGGACCACCAGUUUUGCAGAAGUUUUCGGGAAUUGCAGCGGGCUGCAUAAACACAUUCCUGGUGAUUGAUUUAAUAGGAUGCUGCUGUGUCUACAUUGUUUUUGUUGCAAAAAAUAUUAAACAGGUUGUUGAUUUCUACUCAGAGACUGAGUGGCCUAUUCAGUACUACAUGCUGAUAAUGGCUCCUGUACUGAUCCUAAUCAACUGGGUUCGAAAUCUGAAAUACCUCUCUCCUUUCUCAAUGCUGGCAAACAUACUGAUCAGUAUUGGAUUAGGAAUUACCUUCUACUACAUCUUCAGUGAUCUGCCUUCCAUCACCAACAGUGGCCUUCCUAAUUUUUCAUCAUGGGGACAACUACCGUUGUUUUUUGGAACUGCCAUUUUUGCCUUGGAAGGAAUAGGAGUGGUAAUGCCACUCGAAAACAGUAUGAAGACACCGACACAUUUUAUUGGCUGCCCAGGUGUGCUCAAUAUUGGUAUGGCAGUUGUAGUGUCCCUUUACACAGCUGUCGGCUUCUUUGGCUACCUUAAAUAUGGUGACAAGACUGAAGGCAGCAUAACACUGAACUUGCCAACAGAAGAAGUACUGGCCCAGUCAGUUAAGGUCAUGAUAGCGGUGGCAAUUUUCUUCACAUACGCACUGCAGUUCUACGUGCCCUUCGAGAUCAUCUGGAAGGCGACAAAACAUCGUUUUGGUUCCCGCAAAACCAUUGCUGAGUACAUACUGAGAACGAUCCUCGUUAUCUGCACAGUGGGUGUAGCAGCUGCUGUGCCAAAUCUAGGACCAAUAAUUUCAUUGGUGGGUGCUGUGUGUUUAUCAACCCUUGGCCUGAUGUUCCCUGCCAUCAUUGAAUUGGCCACCUACUGGGAAUCUCCUGGACUGGGGAGUUAUUACUGGCGUCUCUGGAAAAACGUGUUGAUCAUUCUGUUUGGAGUACUUGGGUUUGUCACUGGAACCUGGACAAGCAUACAAGAAAUUGUCGAAGAGAUGUAAGGAUGUGAGAUAUUAAGGGAGAAUUACUGUGGGAACUGCCUCACACAUCCUACAUCCGUCCGCAUGCAAAGGUUGUGGGAGGCUAAUCUCAGUAGUCAGUAAACAGAGGCGGAUUCAGAGCUUUGUCUACCUAGGUGCAGGCACCACAGGGUAGUUACAGAGUUGGUAUGUGAUUUAUUAAAACCAACUGUGGCACUGGCAUUCCCUGCCAUAAGCCCUUUUGGGUGUGCCAUUUCCAGUAAUUUGGAAGAGAUAGACUGUUAACAUAGAUAUACAUGCCUAUUAGACUGCAGAGCUUGCCAUAUGGUGCUAAUGUUUUAGUUAGUGUUAUAACCAUGUGGCAAGCGAAGAGGGAGCUUUAUUAGUGAUAAUGAGUUAGCAAAGAGUGCCUACAGGAAGAACUAGCUGUUUGCUGUAAUGUGUUGAACACGUUUAAGCAAAUUUAUCUAGUCAUAGCCCACAAGCAAAUUUAAUUUAUAUAAUGUAAAACUGCAUUACAUGCAUUAGAAAACUGCAACAUCCAUUUCUUUUUGCAUUGCAGUUAACGGGCUAUGCAGUAAUAGUAAGGGAACAGAGUAAUCCAAAACCAUUUUGGAGUUAAGUUAAUGCAGCAACAGCUUUGUACCAAACAUGACAAACUUUUAAAACCAUUGUUUGUCAUGCACUAUAGUCUGUUCCAAUGCAGUCUUUCACUGAGCCGCAUUCUGUUAAUGUUAUUAAUUGUUUCCGUAAAUAAGAUACGAGUUAUUGUGUAAGGUGCUAUCUCAAAUGUUUUUUAUUGUUAUUUAACAAAUGUGAAUGUAAUAAUAUGUAGAUAUAGCAUGUAAAAGUUGUAAAUUUUAUUGGAUUGAAGAGUAACCUAUUUUACUCUUCUUAAAUGCAGUAUUUGUAUACAUAAAUGGAAAGAUAAUUUUUAAGUGUUUUUGCACAGGUGGGUGGGUUGGAAAUGCUGAAUAGUGCCACACAACUAACACAGAGUUUGAUAUCAGCUUUCUCAGUGUGCUUUCUUAGAGAACUGGCAUGAUGUACAACUGCAGAGUGUGAAAGAUUUCCAAUAUUGUUCCUGCUUUUGUUUCUAUUCAUGUAUAAUGUGUAUGCUGCUAUUGCAGUUCAGAGAUUAAUUUACUUUGAUUUCAUACAAUGACAUAAGAACAAUUUAUUCACAUUUUACAAAGAAACUGACAUAAGAAACAUAUGUCUCUAAAAUUGAAAUUAACUCAUUUCACCUGUUACAACAACUUUGCAAAAAUUGUCAAGAAAUUUAAGAAAGGUUAAGCUCAGCAGUUAAUAACGAAGCCAACUGUGAUAAAUUGUACAAUCUAAGUGAGGAAUAUUAUCUGAUAUUUUCGACAAACACUGUAAUGUACAAAGCAGUUAUAUUUUAGUAGAUAUAUUUUUGUAAUGCUGAUGCUUUAAACAAAGUUCCAAAAUUUAAUGAUGGAUAUGAGAAACUAUAUUUAAACUGUUUCACAGCUUUAUACAUUUUUUUAAAUUUCAAUGAUGCUCAACAUACUAUUUUCAAAAAAGCAUUUGUGUAUUGAAUAAAAUACUGUUUGAAAUCAGAAUCAGCAAAAGUGAUAAAACUUUUCAGUGAUGUUCGCUGGUUUCUGUGGAUUAUUAUUGGUCACUAAAAUUCUUAAUUAUACAAAUCUCUGCUGUAUAAAAGCACAAGCAACUUCUGUUAUGUAGCACUAUUUUUCAAUUUACUCUGAAUACUGCUAUCAUGAGAUUCAAGCAAAUUAUUGAAUCGAUUUACCAGUGGUUCUAGUAAAACAGAAGUGAAAAUAAAACAUUUUUCAAGUUAGAUUUCCAUGAAGCUUUUACAUUUUUAAUACUUUCAAGUUUUUGAACCAUUACAUGCAUACUGCAUGAUAAAAUCUUAUGACACCAAGUUAUGUUAUGCUGUUGCAUACAAAAUAAUAGUAUUUUCUGCACAGGUAGUUUUUUACAAUGAACAACACAUUUCAGAUAUUUAUUUUUAAUACUUGCACCACAUGGAAACCAGCUUCCUCCGUUUUAGUUGAAAUAGGGUACCAUAUUAGCCAAUAGAUUUUCUUUGUACUUUUGAAACAAAGUUCCAUUGUUUGAUUGAUACUGUUGUUAAGUUUUCAUGUAUGAGUGAAAGAGGCUGUUGCUUCUUUAUGCCAUAUUUAUAGUGUAGAUCUUUUUCUUGGUAGUCUAGUCCCAUUCAUUGUGUUAUUUUGCAUCCUGUGUGUAUACUGAAUGUUCCUGGCAAAGUAUUUUGCUCAGAGCUCAGGAAUGUUUUUUAGGUGUAUUAAGUGGUACAGUGGCAGUCAUGCCAAAUGUUUGACAUUGAAGGUUAUUGAUAGUUGCGGGGUGUAAAUUAUUGGAAUGCUGUGUGAUUGUAAGGUGGUGCUAUGAGUGAAAGAAAUAUGAAAAACGUUUUAGUCUGCAAAAAAUAUCUGCAGCUUACCAAAAAGAAUGUAAUUUAUUGUUAAAAGCUUCAUAAUAUUGUGCCUAUCAGCUGUACUUGUAACUUAUUGAACAGAUAUUCAGUGGAGAUUACAUGACAGAAUGUGCAACAUUCAAUUGAUCAUGUAUUUGUGUUACACUUACUAGCAGUUCAGAUCUGACUGAAUAUUUAUCAGGGACAACAUACUUUUUUCUUUUCUUCAAAACUUAAAAUUGUCUUUGUGAGUUUUUAAUUUCUCUAUUCAUUUUUUUAAAAUCUGCAGAUGUACUGAUGUGACAUAAUACAUAUUAUUUUACAAAAA
This is a messenger RNA of Schistocerca americana (American grasshopper), 4304 nucleotides long. Its product is annotated as proton-coupled amino acid transporter-like protein pathetic. Gene Ontology annotation, cellular component: vacuolar membrane. NCBI's taxonomy places the organism in Eukaryota, Metazoa, Arthropoda, Insecta, Orthoptera, Acrididae. Bases 55 to 1569 code for a protein of 504 amino acids. Gene Ontology annotation, molecular function: amino acid transmembrane transporter activity. The record is from RefSeq and is a predicted model, not a curated record. The transcript has 11 exons. Gene Ontology annotation, biological process: amino acid transmembrane transport.